AUGCACUCUCUAAGCUUACUCGUGCUCUUGAUAAAAAGGUCUAAUAAUAAGCGUGUAGCGAAUGAAACUGAAGUAAAAAUCCCGUUUGAUCUUAUUGUGUCUUGUGUUGCUACGUAUCACAUGAUACAGAGCUGUACAGAGAGACAAUACCCACCAGGGGAUGUGGUGCAGAUACUGGAUUCAACUUUUAGAAAUUUGCAUCCACUAAGCUCUCAAAACCUUGGGAUAUUUAGAGAGAUUGAAAUGUGCAUGGGAAGAGUUAAAACUCAGAUCCUUGCUCUCUUGAAGCUUGGUGCUGUGAAUCCUGAUGAUCUUGGAUAUGUUGACUCUAUUUCUGUAGAGGAAAUUGGUGAUGCUAGGGUGACUGUUGUAAGAAACGAACAAGGUGGGAACUCUGUGACAAUGGUUUUGCUGCGUGGAAGUACAUAUAGCAUACUUGAUGAUACGGAAAUGGCUGUUGAUGAUGGUGUAAAUACUUACAAGGCUUUAUGCAAGGACAAUAGAAUUGUGCUUGGAGCAGUAGCCACUGAAAUUGAAUUAGCAAGAAAACUAAAGGAGUUUUCUUUCUCGGAGACAGGAUUAGAUCAUUAUGCAAUUGGAAAAUUUGCAGAGAGCUUUGAAAUGAUACCAAAAACAUUAGCUGAGAAUGUUGGGCUUAAUGCUAUGGAGAUCACAUCUACUCUAUAUGCGGAUCAUGCCAAUGGAAAUGUCAAAGUUGGUAUAGAUUUGGAGGAAGAAGCAUGGUUGAUGAAAGCGAAUAGCUCUGGAGUUAGAAGAGGAAAAGAAAGCUUAAGCUGA
Molecule: messenger RNA, 798 nt
Organism: Lactuca saligna
Lineage: Eukaryota; Viridiplantae; Streptophyta; Magnoliopsida; Asterales; Asteraceae
Source: the annotation of a GenBank genome assembly